Chelonia mydas (Green sea turtle) is the source of this 2833-nucleotide messenger RNA. It is a transcript of the gene UBA5, whose product is annotated as ubiquitin like modifier activating enzyme 5. The transcript is spliced from 12 exons. The record is from RefSeq and is a predicted model, not a curated record. Bases 109 to 1308 code for a protein of 399 amino acids. Gene Ontology annotation, molecular function: UFM1 activating enzyme activity. Lineage: Eukaryota; Metazoa; Chordata; Testudines; Cheloniidae. Gene Ontology annotation, cellular component: cytosol; cytoplasm. Gene Ontology annotation, biological process: protein ufmylation.
GCGGCGGGGAGGACUCUGGCUGUGGGGCUCCCAGCCGGAAGGCCCCCGGCUGUGGGGACGUGUCUCUGCGCUGCCGGGCCGAGCGUGUGGCUGUCGCGAGCCGCUGCCAUGGCGUCGGCCAGCCUGGUGGAGAAGCUGCAGCUCCGCGUGCGGGAGCUGGAGGAGGCGCUGGCCAGGGAGCGGGGCGGCGGGCAGGGCCAGCGGGCUCGCAUCGAGAGGAUGAGCCCGGACGUGACCGACUCCAACCCCUACAGUCGCCUUAUGGCAUUAAAACGAAUGGGAAUUGUGAAAGAUUAUGAGAAAAUCCGUACCUUUACGGUAGCAGUAGUAGGUGUUGGUGGAGUUGGCAGUGUGACUGCUGAAAUGUUGACAAGAUGUGGUAUUGGUAAGCUGCUACUGUUUGAUUAUGACAAGGUGGAGUUGGCGAACAUGAACAGGCUCUUCUUCCAACCUCAUCAAGCUGGACUAAGUAAAGUGCAGGCAGCGGAGCACACUUUGAGGAAUAUUAAUCCUGAUGUUCAGUUUGAAGUACAUAACUACAAUAUCACAACAGUGGAUAACUUCCAACAUUUCAUGGACAGAAUAAGUUAUGGUGGGUUAGAAGAAGGGAAACCUGUUGAUCUUGUACUGAGCUGUGUGGACAACUUUGAAGCUCGUAUGGCAAUUAACACUGCCUGCAAUGAGCUUGGACAAACAUGGAUGGAAUCUGGAGUGAGUGAAAAUGCAGUCUCAGGACAUAUACAACUUAUCAUACCUGGUGAAUCUGCUUGUUUUGCGUGUGCUCCCCCGCUUGUAGUUGCUGCCAAUAUUGAUGAAAAAACAUUAAAACGAGAGGGAGUUUGUGCAGCCAGUCUUCCUACCACUAUGGGAGUAGUUGCGGGGAUUCUUGUACAAAAUGUUCUGAAGUUUCUAUUAAAUUUUGGUACUGUGAGUUACUAUCUUGGUUACAAUGCGAUGCAGGAUUUUUUUCCAACUAUGGCCAUGAAACCAAAUCCACACUGCGAUGACAAAAAUUGCAGGAAACAGCAGGAAGAAUACAAGGAAAAAACGGCUGCACAACCAAAACAAGUAGUAGUUGAACAGGAAGAAGAAAUAGUGCAUGAAGACAAUGACUGGGGUAUUGAGCUAGUAUCAGAGGUUUCAGAAGAGGAGCUGCAGGCUGCUUCUGGUCCACUUCCUGAUCUUCCAAAGGGAAUUACAGUAGCAUAUACUAUACCAAACAAGGAAGAGAAUGUUGUAGCUGGGGAAACAGUGGCAGAGUCUGAGGAAAGCCUAGAAGAACUCAUGGCGAAGAUGAAGAACAUGUAGGCAAAUGGAAUAUUGAAUUAAACAUUUGGGAUCUUGCACUAGAGCUGGAUCCAGAAAUAAGGUCCUGUAAGAAAUUCCAGUCUUAAAACUUGAACUUUUGGUAAAACAGAACUAUAAAAACUUGCAGAUGGCAUCUCAUAACUGUAUUCUGGUGUCUAUCUAUAUACUGCUUUAAAAUACCAAGUUGUACUACUGUAAGUUUUCAUUUCUCAUCAUGCUAGGGUCCAAAUCUCUAGGGGAAAAUUAAAGAUAAUAGACAAACUGACACAAAGUUAAGCAUGGUGCCUGAUGUGGAAUGAUAUUCCACAUGUUGGCAAUAUUGGGGGAAAUUAAAGGUGGAGUAACCUUGUCUGGAUAGAGUGGUUCAGGGGAUUGAUAAUGGAGUCUUUAACACGUACGUUAGUGCUUCAAAUGCAUACCAGACUUGUGGUAGUUAUCAUAGAUAUCCUAGAAUAUCAGGGUUGGAAGGGACUUCAGGAGGUCAUGUAGUCCAACCCUGUGCUCAAAGCAGGACCAAUCCCCAAUUUUUGCCCCAGAUCCCUAAAUGGCCCCCUCAAGGAUUGAACUCACAACCCUGGCUACUGUUCAAUGGGCUAUGUUGUCUAAGUUCGUAGCGUGGAUAUACCUGUUUUGUGGGUAAAUGGAAGGCUUCAAUCUUUUCAUAGGCCAUAAAUUUCACUAGAAAAAUUGUAAAGGGUUGAGUGAUUUGUCAGUUUGUGUCACAUCCCUAUUCUUUCUUAAACAAGUAUUUGUGCAUACAUUGCUUUGUGUUUGAUAGUGGUGUGAGUAUGCAGUUGUAAGGCACAAGUGUUUUGGUAUGAAUUCUUUGUUACCUGAUCAAUGACUGAGUUGACCAAAACAGCUCCUAACAUGUCAUCACUGCAGUUGUCAGCCAUGUGUUUACAUAGUAAAAAUGCUUAUGACUUAUCACUAAAAAAAAUUAACGGCACAGGAAAUUUCAGUCAUUUCAAAAACACCUACAAACCUUUCUUUGUUUACUUUUAAAAGCUAGUUAUUCUAAAAUCCAUUUAGAAUUAUUUAUUUGGCUAGCAUUUAGCUCAGGGGUCGGGACUCCUCAAGGGGUCACAAGGUUAUUACGGGGGUUGGGGGGAGGAAGUUGCGAGCUGUCAGCCUCCACCCCAAACCCCGCUUUGUCUCCAGCAUUUAUAAUGGUGUUAAAUAUAUAAAAGUGUUUUUAAUUUAUAACAGGGAGUCACACUCAGAGGCUUGCUAUGUGUACAAAAGUUUGAGAAUCACUGAUUUAGCUAUUACUUUACAUGGCUGACAGCUUUAUAAAAAGGCAACUAUUUACAAUUUUAUCCUAUGUACAGUUUUACAAAAAUAGUAAUUAAUACAUAUAUAAAAUUACUGGAGAGAUGUUAUUAGUGUAUGCAAAAUAGUUCUUGACUUCUGACUAUAGUUAGUAAAGCAACUUUUACACUUGCCCAUUCCAAAUUGUAAAGUGAGGUGGUGGAGUCAAGACCUAACUUUGCAGAAGAUUGUGUACCAGUAUUUAAAAAUAAUU